Molecule: messenger RNA, 1668 nt
Organism: Heteronotia binoei (common prickly gecko)
Lineage: Eukaryota; Metazoa; Chordata; Lepidosauria; Squamata; Gekkonidae
Gene: DUSP19
Product: dual specificity phosphatase 19
Exons: 4
Coding region: 189-833 (214 amino acids)
Biological process (GO): regulation of MAP kinase activity; protein dephosphorylation
Cellular component (GO): cytoplasm
Molecular function (GO): JUN kinase phosphatase activity
Source: RefSeq, a predicted model, not a curated record
GGCACAGGAAGCUAAAAAGACAAGGUCUCUGUUUUUGCCCAGCUGCUGUUUGCAGAGGAGGGGGGUACCACUGUGUUCACACGCUGGGGAUGCUACACCCACAGAAAGAAAGUCACAUAGGCAGAUAAGCUCCCUCCUCAACCACUCCCUUUGGUCGUGGUUAGCCUGAAGGCGUCUUUGCUCAUGUAAUGCACUCGCUCACUCAAGAAAUCAGAGCCUUCUCCCGGACUAAUUUAAGAAAACAAUGCACCCGAGUCACCACUUUAUCCGGGAAGAGAAUUAUAGAGACGUGGAAAGAUGCCCGAAUGCAGGUGGUGGAAGCAGCUGAUCUGAACGAUGGGGAUGCUUGCGGCUACGUCCAGGACUUGAGCUUGGAUCUGCAAGUGGGCGUCGUGAAACCGUGGCUCUUGCUGGGAUCGCAGGAUGCUGCCCAUGACCUCGAGACCAUGAAAAAAUACAGGGUUACUCACGUUCUAAAUGUUGCCUAUGGAGUUGAAAACGCCUUCCCUGAUGACUUCACGUACAGGACCAUUCCUAUCCUUGAUCUUCCCGAGACUGACAUUUUGUCUUAUUUCCCUGAGUGCUUUGAAUUUAUUGAGCAAGCCAAGUUGAAGGAUGGCGCGGUGCUCAUUCACUGUAAUGCGGGAGUCUCUCGUGCUGCGGCCAUCGUCAUUGGCUUUCUAAUGCAUUCAGAAGGACUCAGUUUUUCUCAGGCUUUUUCUGUGGUGAAAAAUGCGAGACCGGCCAUUUGUCCAAAUUCCGGUUUUAUGGAGCAGCUUCAAAAAUACCGACAGCGCAAUAAUAAAGCAAAUGGAACCUUAAAUAAUAUCUGAAUGGCGAAAGGGGAAGGAUGAACCUUUGGUUGCACUAGAAUGGAAGAUGCAGCUGACACGUUGGGCUGCAGUCACGGGACAUGCCCAAAAUUAGCCCCUGAAGCUGAGCUGUGAUUGUGGAGUUAACCUUCGUGCUCUCAUACAUUAUUCUAAAUUAAUUUCCCCUCUUCUAAUUAUUCUGUUUGCUUUUUUAAAAAAAAUUCUCACAGUAAUAGGUGUAACAAUAAUGAAUCAGCUUGGAUUUGCAAUGACUGGUUGGUUUGGUGGUUGCUGUCUUGCAUGUAACUGUCCUCUGCUGAACCAUGGUUGCCAACUUCCAGGUGGGACCUGGCGAUCUCAUAGAAUUACAGUAGAUUUCCAGACAACAGAGAUCAGCUCCGUUGGAGAAAAUUGCUGCCUUGAAGGUCCGAUUCUAUGGUAUUAUACCCUGCUGAGGUCUGUCCCUCCCUAAACCUUGCUCUUCCCAUAGUCCCCAAAUCUCCAGGAAUUUCCCAACCUGGAGUUGGCAACUCUACUACUGUUGCAAGUUUGUUUAUGAUUGCAGCUCAGGCAUAUCAUCUAUGCAAGAGACAAAAUUAUUUCAUAGCUGUCCUUCAUUUUCUUCAGGAAUGAUUUGUCACAAGAGUUUGUUUUUACCAAAGUGAUUAAAUAUCAAGGGGAGGGGUGGGUUGGCUCGCUAGGUGGAUCAAACAGAAGAAAAUUUAAGUUUUUCUCCUGAGAAGUGCAGGUAGGUGGCUAGAAAAGAAACAUGCCAGCCCAUUGCUCCAUUUGCCUUGUACAUUCAAUUUUCAUGAUUGUAAAAAUCUAGAUAAUAAAGCAUUCUUAUAAAAACAAA